UCCCCCUCCACCACCUCCUCCACCUCCCCCAUCUAGAUGCAACCCCCUCAGCUCUCUCAUUGCCAUCAUGAGGAAGACGUCCAAAGGUUCCAAAGCCCCUGUGAAGACGGAGCAGCCUCCAGCUGACGAGGGUGUGGAUGAUGUGAAGGUGAAGGCAGUGAACGAGAUGAUGGAGAGAAUUAAACAUGGUGUCAUCCUGAGGCCUGUCAAAAGCCAAAACAAAGAAAACAAGCGGUCAGCAGUAAAACAGCCUCCAUCAUCAGAGGAGAAACCACAUGAGAGCGCAAUGGAAGAACUGAAAGGCAUUCUGGACACUGUGAAAAAGAGCCCGAGCCGAGGCUCUCAGGAUUCAGGCUCCUCACUGCCAGGGAAGAAGGACAGCGAGCUGGAGGUCAUCCUGAGACGCCGGCGCAACAAGGCAGGAGAGGCCGGUUCUGGAGAUGAUGGUCAGCUGAGUCAUGUGUCCUCCACUGAUAGCCUUAAUGGACAGCGAACCAGCAGCGACUCCGGCAAGGAGGCAGAAGGGCCAGGAUCACUCAAUGCCCCCUCAGACUCAUCGGGGCCAAAGGUCAACCUAGAGAGACGUAGCUCUGGCCCUGGACCCAUCGUGCCAAGGAGGAAGAGCUCAGAUACGGGCCAGACCUCCAGAGUGGGCUCCUGGCAGGACAGGAGAUCCUGCAGCUCACUGACAGAGCGAGAGUCACUGUUCAACAACGGCUGUGUCAAUAGUGUUGAAGAAUAUAACAAAAUCCAAACAGAGAAAUGCAUAAAUCCCAACGAAGUCAUUCAUGGUGGCAGUGUUGAGGACACACAGGCUGCUGUCUGUACUGGUCCACUAGAGGGCGGCGUUGACGCUGAAUGCUAAGGUGGAGACAGAGGAUCCUGGGUUUUGUUUUAGCUUUUGUUGGUGGGUUUUUUUCAUGGAUUCACUUCCAAAUCAGAAAAUUUUUGUUUUAAUCAUCAGACACUUUUUUAUUUUCUGGAUAAGUCACUGACAUUUCUGCUGUUGUUUUCUUCAAAAACACAUGUUGAUUGAUUGGAUACAUUUGAAGCAGAAAGCUUUGUUUCUGUUGUUGUCUCAGAGAGAAAAACCGAAGCAUUAGAACGCCAGUUUUAUAUUACAUUUUUAAAAGUAAUACUGGUUGUUAUUUUUAUUUAACCAUCUGUUUUGUAUUUAUGAUAAAUAGGUUCUCUACCAAUGCAGAAAAAUCAUGGUUAUUAUAAUUUUUGUACAUGACCCGAAACAACUUCAUGUAUGUUUAUGUAUACAUAUUAUUUACCUAGUAGAAAUUCAAAUUUUCUUGUCUCAGUACUUUGAAACUGAAGUGUUGAAAAACCCCUUUUAGUUUUGUUACCAUUUGUAGACGGAACAUUUCAAUGGCCCCUUAUUUGUCUCACAGUAACCAGUAGGCUCUUGUUAAUUGUAAUACCAUAGUGGUUCUUUCAUGGUCUUUUCACCUUUUAGCCCAUCAGUUGUAGUUAACAGCCACCAGUUUGUGUGAACGACAGUUGAUGCCAUGGUUUGUUUGUUUUUUCAUUAUUUUCCCUUUCACUAAAUCCAUUUGACAUUAACACAUCUGUAAAAAUGAAACCAUAAAAAUGUCUAGCUUUUAUGAACUCACAAGGCAGAAAACACUAGUAGGUGAAUCUUAUAGACAUGAAAUCAUGUUUGUAUUAACAAAAAUGAAAUAAUCUGCUGCUCAACAAAACUACACCACUGUGAGCAAUAGAACAUGCAUGAGAGCAGAGGGCAGGGACACUUAGUCACUGGGAUGGAUGAAUAUGUGGAGAGUUGGACAAUGGCUGACAUGGAGACUAACACUUUUUUUAACCCGUGGAUGUUUGAGUUAGGUGUUACUGAAGUACAAGUGACGCUGUACUUUUAAUACAUAUUGUCUCAGAGGUCUGUGUCCAAUAACUGAUGGAGCGUUUCUGCUUAGCUGUGUUUGUGUUAAUGAUAUAUUACAAAGUCCCCCGGCUCACUACACUAUUCUACACUCAUUUCUACUGUAGUGCACACUUGGUAGUUUAAAAGUAUCAUACUUACAAAAUAGCAUCAAUCUACUUUUUAACCCUGGAUACUAAUGCACAUUAUACGGUAUUUAUAUUUUCCUUUUUGUCUGUGUUUUGUUUGAAACACCGCCACGUAACUCUGUCCUAACAGAUCUAAGGCAAACAGAGACAUUCUCAGGGUCCACUGGAAGAAAUAAAAAUCACCAAAUCUUCACCACUUCUGGGGCCUUGACUAGAAAAAAGGAGAAAUUAGUGAAAUGGUCAAAGUUUGUUUGAAGGAAGCAGGCACUGGUGCACUUUUCUACCUCUCAAUGGACACCACACGUCACACUUCCCGGUGUCAAGACUUGUGAGAUGUUGUCAUUAUUUGUCCACCAGAGGAGUCUUUCACCACCUCUGUCCUCGGAGCCAGCAACAAGUCCCCAGUCCAGUUUGCACACACACGUUUCCACAUGUCGUAGGGACGUUGCCGUCCGGCUGAGGGUGGAGCCCCCUCUAGAAAUGGCUGAAAACUUUGAAGCUGUUUUGCUGAAAAUGAGGAGACAAAGGACUUAUUGGUCUAAACACCCUGUGUUUUCUGUAUGUGUACAAUAUGUACGUACAUAAUGCAUGGAGUAUGUUUAUCUAUGAGCCCUUCUGCAGUUUGCCACAUGCCGCUCAGCAUAUUGAUUCCGCGUGGACCCACAUUGCAGAAUGCACCUUUAAUGCAGUCAGUAAACUUUAAAGUGUGAUCAGCUUUUUCUUUACCUACAUCAGUGGUUACCAACUUCAAGACAAAAACAAACCUAAGGUUAAUGAAAGAGCUAAAAAAGAAAAUUGGGAAUUCUCCUCAA
Messenger RNA from Cynoglossus semilaevis (tongue sole), 2846 nucleotides. RefSeq lists its product as uncharacterized. The transcript is spliced from 8 exons. The record is from RefSeq and is a predicted model, not a curated record. NCBI's taxonomy places the organism in Eukaryota, Metazoa, Chordata, Actinopteri, Pleuronectiformes, Cynoglossidae. Gene Ontology annotation, cellular component: cell leading edge; axonal growth cone; cytoplasm. Bases 68 to 865 code for a protein of 265 amino acids. Gene Ontology annotation, biological process: neuron projection morphogenesis; positive regulation of neuron migration.